Mandrillus leucophaeus (drill) is the source of this 2264-nucleotide messenger RNA. It is a transcript of the gene ICMT, whose product is annotated as isoprenylcysteine carboxyl methyltransferase. Gene Ontology annotation, molecular function: protein C-terminal S-isoprenylcysteine carboxyl O-methyltransferase activity. Gene Ontology annotation, biological process: C-terminal protein methylation. NCBI's taxonomy places the organism in Eukaryota, Metazoa, Chordata, Mammalia, Primates, Cercopithecidae. The transcript is spliced from 4 exons. Gene Ontology annotation, cellular component: endoplasmic reticulum; membrane. Bases 60 to 674 code for a protein of 204 amino acids. The record is from RefSeq and is a predicted model, not a curated record.
UUGGUUCCUUUCAGAUAGCCAUCCGAGCUUGUUUCCUGGGGUUUGUGUUCGGCUGCGGCAUGCUGCUAAGUUUUAGCCAGUCUUCUUGGAGUCACUUUGGCUGGUACAUGUGCUCCCUGUCAUUGUUCCACUAUUCUGAAUACUUGGUGACAGCAGUCAAUAAUCCCAAAAGUCUGUCCUUGGAUUCCUUUCUCCUGAAUCACAGCCUGGAGUAUACAGUAGCCGCUCUUUCUUCUUGGUUAGAGUUCACACUUGAAAAUAUCUUUUGGCCAGAACUGAAGCAGAUCACCUGGCUCAGUGUCACAGGGCUGCUGAUGGUGGUCUUCGGAGAAUGUCUGAGGAAGGCGGCCAUGUUUACAGCUGGCUCCAAUUUCAACCACGUGGUGCAGAAUGAAAAAUCAGAUACACAUACUCUGGUGACCAGCGGAGUGUACGCUUGGUUUCGGCAUCCUUCUUACGUCGGGUGGUUUUACUGGAGUAUUGGAACUCAGGUGAUGCUGUGUAACCCCAUCUGCGGCGUCAGCUAUGCUCUGACGGUGUGGCGAUUCUUCCGCGAUCGAACAGAAGAAGAAGAAAUCUCACUAAUUCACUUUUUUGGAGAGGAGUACCUGGAGUAUAAGAAGAGGGUGCCCACGGGCCUGCCUUUCAUAAAGGGGGUCAAGGUGGACCUGUGACGGGCAGUGGCUCCGGUGACCUUGGGGCCUCCAGCCCCGUGCAUCCUGGGACAAAACUGUUUCUGGUCGGCCGCUGCAACAUGGAUUUUCUUAAUCGUUUUACGUCAUUAGUCACUCUUCUGGAAUGUCACUCAAGACCAAGCGGUCAGAAGGCCUGAGGACCCAAGGCCCCACUGGAGCAGUCUGUCCUUAAUGCCGAAUCAAGGCGGAACAUGGGUGAAAGACGAAUAAGAGGCAAAUCACAGCAAUAUUCCACAGCGCCCUCCAGAGUGACCUGGGGAGGACCGAGGCCACACGCCACUGCCCCCGAGGCCAGAGUGUAAGUAAGGGAUAACCAGGACUCCCUGGGAGAGAUGGACUCUGUCCUCAGCAACACUUCCACAGCAGAACGGGGUAGCAGGUACCCCUUCUUAUCAGCAUUAAAAAUGCAUUUACAACCUUUCAUUUAACCGAAAAACACAAACCGCUUUAACCUCUUUAUUUCUGUCCCUCACUGCAUGAACAUCUAUACAAUUUUAAAAAUAUUUCCUCAUAGGAUGCUUUGGCCUUUCAUCUAUUUAAUCAUAGCUACAUAUCUAUUUUUUAUAAGUAGCAGUACACAUUCAAAGGGGUAUUCCUAGCUCAACGCUUGGUGUUCUAGCUCAACUUUUAUCCUGCAGCAAGUAAGCCUAGAUACCUCCACACAAUUUGGCUGAGUGGCUUUGUGUGAACGUGGCCCCAGGCCAAGGGGAUCAUGGCCCUGGCCGGCUUUCCUGGGGGUCUCAGCUCCUGUUGUCAGUGACAGGCGGCUCAAAGGAGUGUCCAUUUCUCUUGAUCCAGAAGUGCUCAGUGAAUGCCUGCUCUGUGCAUGGCCUUAAACAUUGAGAAGUGCUGCUCUCCAUUUAUUUGGGAUUUGAUUCUCAUUUUACCAUAGCUUAUAUUCUCAAUUUCAAUGUCAGUCUCAGAACUCUUGUUUUAUGUGUUGUGUUCUCAAAAUUACAUUGUCCCUCAUGUCAUUUCAAACUGUUGUCAAAGGGAUUUGAACAUACACAACUACAAAUCCAAGCAGACUGACUCUCAAAAAUAAUCUUAAAUACUGCAAAUAGUCCCAACCAAGAUUCAGUCAAUAUGUUUGUUUUGCAAGUUUGGGAGAGUAGUUGGCUUUGAGUCACACAUGGAAGCUUUAAGAGGUGAAACGCUGGCUUCAUUCUGGACUAGACAGGAACUUGGCCUCAGCGUGAGAUCCUGCCAUGCAGUGUUACGGUGGCACUGAAGAAGUAUGAAUGUGAAGGCGUGGGCUUGGGGCCAGAGCACGACUCUGCUGCCCCACCACGCAGCUUGUGAGGAGCCACUAAACCUUUCCGUGCCUAGACCUCCCCAUCUGUGGAAUGGGGUCAAUACCACCUACCUCACAGGGGUGUUGUGAGGACUGAGAAGAACAAUGUCAAAUGUUUUUAAUACUCAGAUGUGGGGGCGACAUCAAUGAAAUCUGUACUGUAUAAAAGCUACACAAAAAUGGGCAGACAUUUGGUUAAUUGUACCAGAUACCUAAAAUGUAUGUUCAGAAAAGCGUUUUAUCAACUCAGAGAUACGACGUGUUUCUAGAUUUCA